This is a messenger RNA of Punctularia strigosozonata HHB-11173 SS5, 5055 nucleotides long. RefSeq lists its product as uncharacterized. The record is from RefSeq and is a predicted model, not a curated record. Gene Ontology annotation, cellular component: spliceosomal complex. NCBI's taxonomy places the organism in Eukaryota, Fungi, Basidiomycota, Agaricomycetes, Corticiales, Punctulariaceae. Gene Ontology annotation, biological process: mRNA cis splicing, via spliceosome. The coding region runs from base 1 to 5055 and encodes 1684 amino acids. The transcript is spliced from 17 exons.
AUGGCUGGUGGCAGGCUCAAGUAUCAAGAUCUUCCACCAGGCAACCGAGAGGCGCUCCUCGCUGCGUUGUACGAGAAUUCUGUCCACGAUGUCAGUACACUCCUUGAAUUCCUUGGCGAAGAUGAAAACGCUGGCAAUAGCCUUAGCUCGGCUCUCCUCCUUGUCGCCGGAGAACGCAACAUUGAGCACGGUGCAGCGGAAGUUGCUGAAGAAGAUGGGCUUGAAGUCGAUCACCCGCCUUUUACUCCUGAAGCUUCGGCUUUGGAUGACACUUCAACGACUGGCCGCAGUCCGGAGCCGCCUACCAUAUCUCAGGGAUCUCCAUCCACCAAUACCGAGCUCGCAUGUCUGAAUCUGAAUGGCCUCUCUCUCCGCGACGAUAGGUCUUCCGCGUCGAGCAUAGCAUCAUUGCCCAUGGAGGCGCCAAUGGCGGCGUCUCUCGUCCUACCAACACACUUGCUCGUCACGAAACACUCGCCGAUCUGCCUUUAUCUCAUUCUCGCGCUCACGCCGCUCAUCAAGAAGGUCGUACCAUGCCCCAAUUUGAUAUUCCCCGAGAUGCCCGACGGAGUUCUGAGUCUCCCACAAGGACCCCGGUUGCCCGAGCCCACGUCCGUGAUACUCCCGGGGAUCACCCCCACCCAACGAACGACGCAGGAAGAUCGCCACCAGCCAAUCCGUUUUCCUUCGCUGCCGUUAGGUGCCGGCCGCAUUGAGGUCAGCGACACGUCAUCCGACAACGACUUGUACGCCGAUUUUGACGAUCGCGAACUUCUCGCCAUUCCGCUCGACGGUUCUGGAGGGCACGCCACAGUUCCCUCGAAUGUGGAUUCUGACGAAUCUGAUGCUGAACUCGAGUCCAUACACUUUGCCUCUCCUUCUGCGCUCUCCGAGUUCAAUGCACUUCCUUCCGCCCCGCUCCCCCCUCUGCUCCUCUCGCCAGCGGUGGCUCAGCAUCCGACGGCCCACCUCAAGGAGAUCGCAGAGCGUUUUGGUAUCAGACCCUUCGAACAGCCGCACACAACACCUGUCACCCCCCCUGCUGCCCUAGAUUCCUAUCUCUUCCGACCUUACAGACUGCACACACCGGUCCCUACUUCAUCCUCCAACGGAGGCCUCCAUUCCACUCCCAGUGCGUCCCCGCCUCCGGCCCACCCGCCGAUGGUCCUGUGGGCCGUGACCUGCGUCCAGGUUCCUUUCCUUGGGAGGUUCGUCACGCUGGUGGAGGGCAGUCGACGGCUAGUCAAAGCGCGUCAACCGUCUUGCGCCCAGGUCCCUUUCCCGAUCGUCCUCGGGAGGUUCGUCAUGCUGGUGGCGAACGGUCAACACCUAGUCAAAGCGAGCAAACCGUCGUGCCCAUCAGGUCUCGGCGCAUUCCGGCUAUCGCCUCUUCUGCUGAAUCUCCCCAAGGUUUUGCAGUGCACCCGCGUCCAUUUCCUGAUCGUCCGCGAGACGUUCCUCGCGCUGGCGGUGCUCGAGCAUGCUGCCUCCCCGCCUCCCCCCCCGAUUUUUGGCUUUCUCACUAGUCACUCAGCGCGUACGCCUCCACCCCCGUACCGGGCUGUUGACGACCAGCCCUUGUGCGAGCUUGAUCGUCCAAACAUGUAUCAUACUCCGUCCAACGUUGCUCGUGCGGAGUCUCAGCUUUCUGAAGUUACCGAAUAUCAUCUGCCGCCGCCUAGCGAGCAGGCCGGUCCAGGAACUUUUUACGUCGUCACUGUCGGACACAAAGUGGGCGUUUGGGCCGACUGGACUGAAACGGCGAUCCACGUGCUGGGUUGUCCGUCGAAUGUCAUUCGCUCCUACCGGACGUUCGAUCGGGCUCACAAGGCUUUCUUACAUGCGUUGCAGGAGCGGAAGGGCAAAUGUGGCGACAAGGGAGAGCGGUGCGAGGGGCAGGAAGAGCCGACGAGUCGUUUCGGCGAGGAUUGCGACCACCACCUAUCGCCGCAUCCGAGUGUUUGGGAGGCCGAUAACCUCGCCGCCGUGUGGAUCCAGAAGGAUUGGUGGUAUGGGCAGAAGCAGCUUGCGGACUCGAUGGUACAGUGUCCGCGGGACUCCUUUAGGUUAAUGUCGUCCACGCCGGGCACUUCCGAUAUCAGCUUGGCUCCCACCACCGUGUCUCCUCAUGGCACUACCUCUUCUCCUGCCGCCGCUGCCUCUCCCGUUUAUUACGUUCACAACGGCGUGGUUAUUGACGAUGAACCCGUUAGCAAGUCAGGCUCGCGAUGGGCAUCUCCAGAGGAUGAGCUCUUCUUGGAAUCCUGGAAGGCCGGAUUCUGGGCAGCUCGAGAGUCUGCAAGGAACAGCGAGUCAGGCCUUGCUUCGUUUAUGCAGAGGCUCUUUGAACGUUACUGGAAGGAACGUACGAACGCUGUUCCGUUCACACCGAAGGAGCUGCUUGCCGUUGGAGGGGACCUCGAAGCUGCGUCUAAGCUUCCUACGUUUCGCGGUCGUCGUGUGAAACGUCAGAAGCAACUACGUUACUGGUUGGAUAACAAGUGUCGCGCAACGGUCGACUGCGUCGCGGCGUCUAAGGGACUCAAGAACUUGAUCGAGAAGCUUCGCCCGAAGGCAAACAACCUCAUGAAAUCUUGCUAUGCCUACGAACGCCUGUACUCGGACCUCAAUCUCAAGGAGCAGUUCAAAGAGACGGUCUGGAAACCGUAUGUGCUGGAACUUCUGAAGCACGACCAGAUUCCGGGACCGGCGGUCAAUCAGUUCGCGAAAUGGCUAACCGAGCGGCUGGAGAACGAGACACCGGAGGUGAAGAAGGCCGUGGAGGAAUACCGACAGAAGGUCAAGCAGGAGAGCGACUUGUACCAACUUGUCGUACCUGCCACGGAGACGGAGCGCGAGAGAGUGAUCCGACUUCACAAGUCGAUUCAAAUUCUUCCUUCGCUGGUCCAAGAGGAGGCUUCUGUCGUCAAGGAGAUGACGGGUUUCGUAUCGUUCCGCAUGCUGGGUGGCCCCACCCCAGGAGCCAAUGGUGCUCUGACGAUCAUUGUGUGGUCGGAUGGCGAAACUGCAGACGGUGUCAAGUUCGAAGACUGGUGGCCAUUGUAUGAAGCAAAUAUUUACACACCGUUCGUGCAGUUUCUGAACCUCGUCUUUCCACCUGAAGUCCGCGCCAAAGUGUCGUUACGAGUAGUUGCCAACGAGGAGGAGGCUAAGAGGUUGAUGGCCGAUGUCGCGGCGUUCCAUAUUGAUGGCGCUCCUCUCGUUGAGGAAUCCGACGAAACCGAUGCCGUAUCCGAUGCUGAAGUCCCAUCGAAGCGGGCCAAGGCUAAGGCCAAAGCCAAGCCCAAGAACGCAAACAAGCGCAAGCGCGUGGCAAAGGCACCGGCGUAUACCAACCAACUUGUCGACAUCCCGGCUGGGGACUUGAGCAAGUUAACGCCUACUUCAUCGAACGAGGGCGGCGCUCGGCCUCCUCAAAGGUCGACAUCGACAUCAACGUCUGCUUCCGCAACCACGUCCACGUCUGACGCGUUUACGUUCUCCUCGUCGGAUUCCUCGUCUGCCACGUCCUCGGAGGACUCGUCGUCUGCCACGUCCUCGGCGGACUCGUCGUCCGCCACGUCCUCGGCGGACUCGUCGUCUGCCAUGUCCUCGGUGGACUCAUCGUCUGCCACGUCCACAACGGAGUCAUUGCUCUCGUCGUCUGCAACGACCACGACGGAGUCAUCGCUCUCGUCGUCGCUCUCGUCGUCUGCCACAUCCACCGAGACACCAUCCGCUUCCACGGCAGCACCGUCGGCCACAUCCAUGACACCACCGUCUAACAAGUCCACGACGGCUGAUCCGACAACUCCCCGCGCUCACGUGUCUGCGAUGCCCCCAAAGCCCAGACCUCGACCGUUGAAAAAGAAGGCUCGUCGCGUCGCUCUAUCGGACGAGGAAGAGGGGGAUACCACGGUCGCUGGGCAUCGUUUUGACGUCGCGCCUAUUCCUCAACUAUUCCCGAAUGGCGGUCAUUCCCCGGAGGAUCCGGCGUCUCCACUAGCACGUCCACCCCCAGCCACUGCACCAGCAGUUCUGUUGAGGUGUGCUCAAAAGCCGGCGGCCCGCGAUCGCGGUUCGUCCGCUGACGCCGAUGAGGAUUCGGAGGACGAGGACGCAAACGAAGGGCCUGGAUUGUCUCUGCCUACGCCGCGUGCCUCAAAUUCGACGACGUCGCUUCCAUCGCGAGAGCAACACCGUGCCGCUACACCAGACGAAGACUUGUUCCCGGAGUUUCCCCCGGGCCAGAUGCAGUAUCUGGUCAGCAAAGCGCAGAACCUUGAUACUUCGGAUGCACCAAACUGGCUGAAGGCGGUGGUCGCACGGCUUCGACUGGAGAAGUCAUGGCCUGGCACGACAUGCUACAAGACUCUCGUGCCUGCGUUUGAGGCUUUUGAGCUUGCCGAAGGGUUCGACGGGGAGGAAGAUAACCGCAGGUUCCCUACCGUCGCAGAGCGGCCGGAGGAAAUAGGAGCGUGGAUCCGGCGUGGCCGCCCCGAUGGCCGUCAUCCCAAGAUUGAUGAUGUCCCUGCUUACACUAACGACCUGUACACAUGGUAUCGCAAGCUGCAGCCCGGUUGGAGGAGGAAGGCCACAUCUCUUCCAUUUUCCCGUGACACCAGCAAGUUCUACUGGGGCCGCCUUUGCUGCAACGCCAAGAGCGGCUUUUUCUUGCUAAUCCAGGCGCUUAGUUGGGGAUUUACCUGGGCCGAGGAUAAGGCGUCUCUCAAGUUGCUGGAAGACCUUGCAGCAGAUAUGGAAUGGGUCUUGAAGGCCAUGACGGUGGUUCUCCAGGAUAGAGCACUCAGGGCCAAGUUGGACGAUCCAGCGUUUGACGAUACCGUGGACCUUAGUGAGGAUGAGGAUGAGGACGUCGAUGAGGAUGACGAGGAUAUAAGAAUUACGAAGAAGCGGAAGAUCGCGUCUCGUAGUAUGUCGUCUCGCGUCAAGAAAGGCAACACAAAGCCGUCGUUUGCGAAGACCAAAGGAGGGGCUAGAGCACGGUCGUCGCGGUGCGUGAACGUCCGCGGACUGCUGAUCUUCAGCGACUGA